UAGUAAUCUAGUCUGCAUCAGGAAGUGAGAGUUACUGUCGCGACAUUUGACCCGGAAACAUAAGCUGUGUGUUCCACGGAGUAGCUAUAUUUUUAAAAAGACAGAAUCUAUCCAAGCACUGCCUGUUGUGUGAGCCAUUCAAGACAUAUUGAUAGGUACAAUCAUAUAAAAAACACCACCACAAAAACAAAAUGGCUGGGGAGCUGGAUCUCUCACCUCCUGAAGUACCAGAGCUUACUUUCCUGGAAAAUGUUUUACGUUAUGGACUUUUUUUAGGUGCCAUCUUCCAGAUUAUCUGCAUCAUAGCUGUAAUUGUCCCUUCUUCCAGACUGUCAGAGUCCGACGCUGAGCACAGUGAACAGCGUGGUGUGGAUCAGCUACGAAAGCCAAAGGGCACCAUCCCUCAGAUCAAACAAAAACCAAAGAAAGAAAGUAAGAAGAAGAAAUAAGACACAUUUGAGUGAGUUUAUACACAGCUGGGAGCAGAACCUUCAGAAGGAUAUAUUAAGAAAGCACUGCCCACAUGAGGUGUGAUCCAGACAUGCUUCUUACAAACCAGUUCAUUCUUAUUCUCUGACAAGUAUGUGUGUGUGUGUGUGUAAUAUAUAUAUAUAUAUAUAUAUAUAUAUAUAUAUAUAUCUAUAUAUAUAUAUAUCUCAAUGAAUGACAGUUAUGGAAUUGACACUUUUUUAUUAAUUCAUCAAUUUUAAACAUAUUAAUCAAUUAACAUGUCAGAAUGGGCACCAGGAGAGGAGUGUGGGGGUUUUGUGGAUUGGGGUGCCUGGGUGACCAGGGUGAUUGGUUGGUCAUUGUGCCAUUUUAACACAGAACAAAGAAUGACAAAGUCCAGAUAUUGAUAAGAAAAUAUUUUUUACAUCACAGAAGAGGUAUGAUCAAAGGAGGCAGAACAUAAAAGUAUUAAAUAAAUAAGCAAAAUAGGCCCCAGCUCAUCACCACCUCCCAAUAUUAUUAUUAGUCUGAUUAGAGAAACAACUGGACAGUAAUUAUCACGAAUGGGAGAUCACUCAUUUGUCCAUUAUCCAAACCACAGUGAUGUAAUUGCCAAGGACAUUUUACUGAAGCUCACCUUCCAUAUGCUGUUCCUCAUUUCUUCGUACUCUUCCGUCACUGCUCUGCAGUCAGUCCUUUUCACGGCUUAGCCCCCUUGUGACUGCUUGUUCAAAGGGUCAGUGGUAGGGAGUGGCCUUUAAACCCAAUAUUAGCUUACCUGGAGCAUUAACCCGGAAUGGGCUGAAAAGUCCGGAACACCCACUGAAAGUCCUGCAGCUGCCUCCUCUGAGCUCCAUCAGAGUUCCUAAUUUAAAGAGCUAGGUACCCCAGCCCUCUCCUGUGAUUUUUUUUUUUUUUUUGGUCUCCAUUUAAAGUACUAAGGCCAACCUUUUUUACCUUUGGUUGGCUCUUUAACACACUGGUUGGUAUCUCGGCAGUCCACCGUGUCCUCAGAGUAAUUACUUUUGGGGCAUCACUUAAGUAAACUUCACUGCCCCCCAAGCCGUGUCACUUCCAGUUACUAAUGUAAGUUCCUCAUGAAAUAUUUUGGCUGCUUCUAAAUUUAUAAGAUUUUAGAAAAGACAUCCAUUUAAUUUAGAAAAAUCCUAUAAAUGCAAGAAUGUGACCUUUACUGUAAAAACAUUUAACCUUCACAUUGAUCUCCCAGAUCCUGAGAAACAGAUUUAAGUGUAUAAACACUGUGAUAGGUUCAUGAUCUCAGUAUCUUGUACACUGUUUUUAUUUAGUCUGUGUGUUAUAUUCCACACAUUUUUGUCAAAACUCCUUUUAUGUAAUAGUUCUUUUUUUAAAAAAAAAAUCUUACUGAAUGACCAAUUAAAUAAUUCUGUACAGUAAGUGAGCAUUAAAGUAAAUGUUUUCUAAUA
Molecule: messenger RNA, 1895 nt
Organism: Polypterus senegalus (gray bichir)
Lineage: Eukaryota; Metazoa; Chordata; Cladistia; Polypteriformes; Polypteridae
Gene: manbal
Product: mannosidase beta like
Exons: 3
Coding region: 192-449 (85 amino acids)
Cellular component (GO): membrane
Source: RefSeq, a predicted model, not a curated record